AUGGAAGGGUCCAUCAGAUUCCUCGCCUGCUUGUCGUGUGUCAUCCCAAUGGGAUCACUUGUGAGAACUAAAAGAGACACUACUGGGAAUUUGCUCAACACAGAGGUGCACAGUGCGCCGGCCCAGCGCUGGUCCAUGCAGGUGCCGGCGGAGGUGAGCGCCGAGGCGGGCGAGGCUGCGGUGCUGCCCUGCACCUUCACGCACCCGCACCGCCACUACGAGGGGCCGCUGACGGCCAUCUGGCGCGCGGGCGAGCCGUACGCGGGCCCGCAGGUGUUCCGCUGCGCGGCGGCGCGCGGCAGCGAGCUCUGCCAGACGGCGCUCAGCCUGCACGGCCGCUUCCGCCUGCUGGGCAACCCGCGCCGCAACGACCUGUCCCUGCGCGUCGAGCGCCUCGCGCUGGCCGACGCCGGCCGCUACUUCUGCCGCAUCGAGUUCGCGGGCGACGUCCACGACCGCUACGAGAGCCGCCACGGCGUCCGGCUGCGCGUGACCGCAGCCGCGCCACGGAUCGUGAACGUCUCCGUGCUGCCCGGGCCCGCGCACAGCCUCCGCGCGCUCUGCACGGCCGAAGGAGAGCCGCAGCCCGUCCUCGCCUGGUCCGGCCCCGCCCUGGGCAACAGCUCGGCCCCCUCGCAGGCUCAAGGUCAUGGCUACCAGGUGACCGCAGAGCUGUCCACGCUGACCCACGACGGCCGCUACACGUGUACCGCGGCUAACAGCCUGGGCCGAGCGGAGGCCAGCGUGUACCUGUUCCGCUUCCGAGGCGCCUCCGGGGCCUGGGCCAUGGCGCUGCUGCUCAGCGCGCUGGGCCUCAAGGCGGUGCUGCUGCUCGGCCUUCUGGUGUCUCGAGCCACACGCCAACACCAAGAACACUCAGUUACCCAGGACACCCCAUCACGGCCCCAGGCUCAGGAGUCCAGUUAUGAAAAUUUGAGUCAGAUGAACCCCCGAAGCCAAACAGCUGCCAUAUAUUCUCCUCGACCAUCAACAUCCAUUUGUGCACCGUGAGAAGUGAAGGCUGGUACCGGAUGUGGCUGGUAUGGCCCUCAGGCUCUUUGGCAACUCCCAGCUGAGCAAGCCCCAAGAGGGACAAGACUGCUCACAGGAAUUCAUCUGGCCUCUUACUUGAAUAUGCAUCUCAAGCCCCAUAAUAUUGAUGCCAGUAAGGUCGACAUUCUGAAAAUGUAUGUGUGCCUAUGAGCCUCAGCAUGAAACUUCUUGAAAAACUCCCCUUCACCUUCAUUGCUUAGAGCCCCAUAGUAAAGCAGACAGGAAAUUAGUCAUAAGGGGUAGAAGUACAGGCUCUGUCCUGGUUUGCCCCCAACUUACCAUGUAGAUGAGGUCAUUUGCUACACCCCUAAGAAGUUCAUCCACUAUUGAACAUGAACAGUAAUCCUCCCCUCUGGCUGGCAGGCCAUUUCUAGCUGGAAAAUGGUAGAGGUAUGUACAAGGCCGUGGGCUGUUGGUUGUACAGUUCAUGGGUAACUAUGGCACCCACAAGAACUUUGUGGAGAACGGUUAUUGCAGAGAGUAAGGCUGGAGCUGGGACUGGGAAAACUGGGAUCAGAGGAACAUCAAAUCCAGGAGCUGAGUGGCAAGGAGAGGCCUUGCCCCUGCUUCCUAUGAUUUCCCUGGUGGCCACCCCAUACCCUCUGCCUACCUCUGUGGUACCAUGUCGGCUGCUCUGCACUGCCGUGAGCGGGGAUCUCCAGGAAAAGGAAACUGAAGACAUGUUGUUUUGGAGACCAUGUCUCAGGGGCUGAAGGAUGGUAGACCUGUGUUCUGGUGAAUAAAGCAGCUAUGGCUCUGACCUCUAUUUACAGCCCACACCCACCCAGGAAGUGCAACGUCCAGAAGCACUGGCAAUGUUGAAGUAUUUCUGAGGCCGGCCAAGCUACCUUUGAAGGGUGCUGUAUUCCUUCUCCACACUUCAGGGUAUAGCUUUUAGUUCUCUUAGAGACAGGGAGAUGUAUGCUUGGGGCCAGGUGAAGGCAAAAGGAAAGGGCCACAGAGUAGAGGACUAGGGCCAUGUUGCUUAUUUGGGGGGGGGGGGAUGCUCAGAAGGUUGAGGACAGUGAUUUUCAGGCUCCCCGCUGUAGCAGGACCCUCAACAGUGCAGGUGGGUGAUGACAGCUCAUGGCUGCCUUGGGAUACACACAGAAGCCUGUCCAACUAGGCAUUCUCUGAGCUGUUAAGAGGGCACAAGAGUCGGCAUGUGUACCUCCUUAUAGAAGGAUACCUGUAGGCAUGUCCAAGCACACCUUUAAAAUCACCAAGCACAAAGUUAGAGACCUGAAAGUGGUGUGGUAGAACAUCUUUUGGCCUCCUUAAAGCUAGUUUCAUAGCCAAGAAAAACUGCGAUAGGAAUUAUUAUUGUUUAUGUAUCUG
Molecule: messenger RNA, 2391 nt
Organism: Perognathus longimembris pacificus (Pacific pocket mouse)
Lineage: Eukaryota; Metazoa; Chordata; Mammalia; Rodentia; Heteromyidae
Gene: Siglec15
Product: sialic acid binding Ig like lectin 15
Exons: 6
Coding region: 1-1011 (336 amino acids)
Biological process (GO): regulation of bone resorption; regulation of actin cytoskeleton organization; regulation of osteoclast development
Cellular component (GO): plasma membrane
Source: RefSeq, a predicted model, not a curated record